GGCCGCGGGCGGCGAGCGUGGGACCGGCGGUGGCGGCGCUCGGUGGGCUGACCGACUCCUGUUUGCUUGGCUCCAGUCUCCGUCUCCGAGCCCGCGGGCCCCGAUGAGAAGCGCCCCUGCGCUGCCGGACUGACGCCUCGCCGCCCUCCCCGCGGACGAGGAGGAGCGCGGCGCCCCCGAGCGCGGCCGCCCCUGCACCGCCCGCCCUCCCUUCCCUCCCUCCCGGCGGGGCUCGUCUGCCGCCUGCGGGGCGGGCGGCGCGGCCGUGACAGCGCGGCGGCGGCGAGGCCGGGGCAGCGGGAGCGCCGCCGCCGAGGACCAUGAGGAAAUUUAACAUCAGGAAGGUGCUGGACGGCCUGACGGCGGUCUCUGCCGUCGCCUCGGCGUCGUCCGCCGCGCAGCAGCAGCAGGCGGGGAACCGGGAGACCGAAAUCCAGGAGACGCUCCAGUCCGAGCACUUCCAGCUCUGCAAGACUGUACGCCACGGUUUCCCCUAUCAACCUUCAGCCUUGGCAUUUGAUCCUGUUCAGAAAAUACUGGCCAUUGGGACUCAGACUGGAGCACUAAGGCUCUUUGGUCGGCCAGGAGUUGAAUGCUACUGUCAACAUGACAGUGGAGCUGCAGUAAUCCAACUUCAGUUCCUGAUUAAUGAGGGAGCUCUUGUGAGUGCCUUGGCUGAUGACACCUUGCACCUGUGGAACUUGCGCCAGAAGAGGCCGGCUAUACUUCAUUCGCUCAAAUUUAACCGGGAACGGAUAACAUUUUGUCACCUGCCUUUCCAAAGCAAAUGGCUGUAUGUGGGCACUGAAAGAGGAAACAUUCACAUUGUCAAUGUGGAAUCAUUUACUCUCUCAGGCUAUGUCAUCAUGUGGAAUAAAGCCAUUGAACUGUCAUCCAAAUCUCACCCAGGACCUGUUGUCCACAUUAGUGACAAUCCAAUGGAUGAAGGAAAGCUUCUGAUUGGCUUUGAAUCUGGGACGGUGGUAUUAUGGGACCUGAAGUCAAAGAAGGCAGAUUACAGAUAUACACAUGAUGAGGCUAUCCACUCUGUGGCUUGGCAUCAUGAAGGAAAACAAUUCAUUUGUAGUCACUCAGAUGGUACCUUGACCAUAUGGAAUGUAAAAUCUCCUACCAAACCGUUCCAGACAAUCACUCCACACGGAAAGCAGCUGAAGGAUGGAAAGAAGCCAGAACCCUGCAAACCUAUCCUUAAGGUGGAAUAUAAAACAACUAGAGCUGGGGAGCCUUUCAUCAUUCUCUCAGGCGGCUUGUCAUAUGACACUGUAGGAAGAAGACCCUGUUUAACAGUCAUGCAUGGGAAAAGUACUGCUGUGCUAGAAAUGGAUUAUUCUAUUGUUGAUUUUCUAACCCUGUGUGAAACACCAUAUCCUAAUGACUUUCAGGAACCAUAUGCUGUAGUUGUUCUCCUAGAAAAGGACUUAGUACUGAUUGACCUUGCACAAAAUGGGUAUCCUAUAUUUGAGAAUCCCUAUCCUUUGACUAUACAUGAGUCUCCAGUUACCUGUUGUGAAUAUUUUGCUGAUUGUCCUGUGGAUCUCAUACCUGCGCUCUAUUCAGUUGGUGCUCGACAGAAACGUCAAGGCUACAGUAAGAAGGAAUGGCCUAUCAGUGGAGGCAACUGGGGUGUGAUCACUCAGAGCUAUUCAGAGAUCAUUAUUACAGGGCAUGCUGAUGGAUCAAUCAAGUUUUGGGAUGCAUCAGCAAUAACGCUGCAAGUACUCUAUAAGCUAAAAACAGCCAAAGUAUUUGAAAAAUCACGGAAUAAAGAUGAGAAGCCAAACACAGAUAUAGUUGAUGAAGAUCCAUAUGCUAUUCAGAUCAUCUCAUGGUGUGCAGAAAGUAGAAUGCUGUGCAUAGCUGGAGUUUCUGCACAUGUCAUUAUUUACAGGUUCAGCAAGCAGGAAGUGACCACAGAAGUCAUUCCGAUGCUGGAAGUACGUCUCCUAUAUGAAAUAAAUGAUGUUGAAACUCCAGAUGGUGAGCAGGUGCCACCUGUACCAACUCCAGGCACAGGUUCCAAUCCCCAAUCCAUUGUUCCCCAGUCUCAUCCAUCUACUAGUAGCAGUUCAUCUGAUGGACUUCGUGAUAAUGUCCCAUGUUUAAAAGUCAAAAAUUCUCCUCUCAAGCAGUCUCCAGGCUACCAAAUUGAGCUCGUUAUCCAGCUGGUGUGGGUGAGUGGGGAACCUCCUCAACAGAUAACCAGCCUAGCCAUCAACUCAGCAUAUGGCCUAGUAGUUUUUGGAAACUGUAAUGGUAUUGCCAUGGUUGAUUACCUCCAGAAGACAGUGCUCCUGAAUCUAGGCACUAUUGAACUGUAUGGCUCCAAUGAUCCCUAUCGCAGGGAGCCACGAUCUCCCCGAAAAACUCGGCAGCCAUCUGGAGCAGGUCUGUGUGAUAUAAAUGAAGGUACGGUGGUGCCAGAAGACCGCUGCAAGUCACCCACGUCAGGUUCUGGUUCACCAAACAAUUCUGAUGAUGAACAAAAAAUGAAUAAUUUUAUAGAAAAGGUGAAGACCAAAAGCAGAAAGUUUUCCAAGAUGGUAACCAAUGACAUAGCAAAGAUGUCCAGGAAGCUAAGUUUGCCAACUGAGUUAAAGCCUGAUUUAGAUGUCAAAGACAACUCUUUCAGUCGAUCCCGGAGUUCUAGUGUAACUAGCAUUGAUAAAGAGUCACGCGAGGCAAUUUCAGCUCUUCAUUUUUGUGAGACUUUCACAAGAAAGGCUGAUACAUCGCCUUCCCCAUGCCUGUGGGUUGGGACCACACUGGGUACAGUGCUUGUCAUUGCACUGAACUUACCCCCAGGAGGAGAGCAAAGACUUCUUCAGCCAGUAAUCGUUUCUCCUAGUGGAACCAUCCUGAGGCUAAAAGGGGCAAUCUUGAGAAUGGCUUUUUUGGACACCACAGGAUCUUUGGUCCCACCAGCACAUGAAACCUGGAGAGAACACUAUGAAGAUAAAGAUGAAAAAGAAAAAGCAAAAAAGCGACGACCUGUCUCAGUGUCCCCUUCUUCCUCUCAGGAAAUCAGUGAAAACCAAUAUGCAGUGAUAUGUUCUGAAAAGCAAGCAAAAGUUAUCUCACUGCCAUCCCAGAACUGUAUUUAUAAGCAAAAUAUAACAGAGACUUCUUUUGUUCUUCGUGGAGACAUAGUGUCGUUGAGUAACAGUAUCUGCCUUGCAUGUUUUUGUGCCAAUGGACAUAUUAUGACUUUUAGUUUGCCAAGUUUAAGGCCAUUGUUGGAUGUAUAUUACCUGCCACUCACCAAUAUGCGGAUAGCCAGAACGUUCUGCUUCACUGAUAAUGGACAAGCACUCUAUCUUGUCUCACCAACUGAAAUACAGAGGCUCACCUACAGCCAAGAAACAUGUGAAAAUCUUCAGGAAAUGUUGGGUGAGCUCUUCACUCUUGUAGAAACACCAGAAGCACCAAACAGGGGGUUCUUCAAAGGCCUGUUCGGAGGUGGGGCACAGUCACUUGACAGAGAAGAACUCUUUGGAGAAUCAGCAUCUGGGAAGGCAUCAAGGAGUCUUGCCCAGCAUAUUCCAGGACCUGGGGGUAUCGAAGGUGUCAAAGGAGCAGCAUCUGGUGUAGUUGGUGAACUGGCACGAGCCCGGUUGGCACUGGAUGAAAGAGGACAGAAGCUGGGAGAACUGGAAGAAAAAACUGCAGCUAUGCUUUACAGUGCUGAUUCUUUCUCAAAACACGCUCACGAGAUGAUGUUGAAGUACAAAGACAAGAAGUGGUACCAAUUCUGAUGACUCUCAUCAACCACAUCUUUAAUUUUGUCCUGAUGAAAAAAUCUUGUUUUUUCAUUACUUUUGGCAGGACCACUGAAAUUUAAAGGAGUAUUCACCAUUGGAUACUGUUGUUUCCUAGCACAAAUGACACACUGUUUUACCUCAGUCCUGGCUUUAACUGAGGAGCUUUAUAUCUAAGAAACACACACAAAAAAAGAAACUUGAGUGUUUCUUAGCUGUUGGUUAGCAUAAAGUUGGAACAGAGAAGGUAGCUGGAACAUGUGGAAAAGAGAGUAAAAGGAAAUCGUGGUGAGAUGGGCAGGGGCAAUGCAGGGUCAAUCCUGUGUUAAUAUUUCAUAUGCCAAAAGUUUUUGUGCUAUUGUAAUUGCUGCCAGUGUUAUACCCUCCUGUAAGGAGAGGCAAUAAAUCAGGGGUCCAAGAGCUGGAAUCAAGCUGUUUGUCUUGCUGGACAGUAGCUGACUUACAAUUACCCUCUCUAGGACUCUGUAUUUACCAUUAUUGUUGAAGAAGAGCUGAAGUUUCCUGUCACUUCAUUCAUUUUAAAAGCUGGAAGCUUGGAAGAUUUCUUAUUGAAAAUUGUAUACAUAGUUGACCUGUGCAUAGUCUUUUCUUGGACCCCUGAUCUAGUAUUCUUGUAUUCACAUCAUAUUGUGUGACGUGCAAAACAAAAGAAUACGUAAUUUUUGCAUUAAAAAGUCAAGUGAAUAAUAUGA
Passer montanus (Eurasian tree sparrow) is the source of this 4489-nucleotide messenger RNA. RefSeq names its product syntaxin binding protein 5 (gene STXBP5). Gene Ontology annotation, cellular component: SNARE complex; plasma membrane; cytoplasm. The record is from RefSeq and is a predicted model, not a curated record. The coding region runs from base 321 to 3773 and encodes 1150 amino acids. Gene Ontology annotation, molecular function: GTPase activator activity; myosin II binding; syntaxin binding. The transcript is spliced from 28 exons. NCBI's taxonomy places the organism in Eukaryota, Metazoa, Chordata, Aves, Passeriformes, Passeridae. Gene Ontology annotation, biological process: regulation of protein secretion; regulation of exocytosis.